AGAGAAAAUGGCGAAGCUUCUAAUUCUCCAGGCGCCUCAAGUAGUCUUUAGCAGUAGUAGGUCACUGGUCUCCGUGACGACGGCUUUAUACAGAAGACCUCUCCUCCUGAACUCCAGUUUCACCUCUUCGGAUUCGCAUUCAUCAUCCCAUAUCGUUCCUCGUCUUCGUUCUCGGAGAUUCUCGGCUCGUGCCUUUGACGAUUCACCUGCUUCCUCGGCUGAAUUAGAGAAAGAUCAGCCACGGGAUGGAGCUUCCCCAGUGGUAAGAGAUGAGGAGUAUCCUACAGGAGAAAUGGUGUAUGAGGAUAGAAACGCAUGGGAGAGCUUUGUAGUCAAGUUCCGGAUGCUCUUUGCUUAUCCUUGGCAGCGUGUUCGCAAAGGAAGCGUCUUGACUAUGACUCUGCGUGGCCAGAUCUCUGAUCAGCUGAAGAGCCGUUUCACUUCAGGGCUUUCCCUGCCCCAAAUCUCUGAGAAUUUGGUGAAAGCUGCAUAUGAUCCUCGUAUCGCUGGAGUCUACCUUCACAUUGAGCCUUUGAGUUGUGGGUGGGGAAAGGUUGAAGAAAUUCGAAGGCAUAUAUUGGAUUUUAAGAAAUCAGGGAAAUUUAUUGUGGGGUAUAUCAACAUAUGUGGACUGAAGGAGUAUUAUCUUGGCUGUUCAUGCAGCGAGCUCUAUGCUCCGCCUAGUGCCUAUUCCUUUCUAUAUGGUUUGACUGUUCAAGCUUCUUUUCUUGGAGGUAAGUAUUGUUUCUUCUUUGGCUCU
This is a messenger RNA of Brassica oleracea var. oleracea, 760 nucleotides long. Its product is annotated as serine protease SPPA, chloroplastic-like. The transcript is spliced from 3 exons. The annotation marks the transcript as partial. The record is from RefSeq and is a predicted model, not a curated record. NCBI's taxonomy places the organism in Eukaryota, Viridiplantae, Streptophyta, Magnoliopsida, Brassicales, Brassicaceae.